Molecule: messenger RNA, 2322 nt
Organism: Oncorhynchus mykiss (rainbow trout)
Lineage: Eukaryota; Metazoa; Chordata; Actinopteri; Salmoniformes; Salmonidae
Source: RefSeq, a predicted model, not a curated record
UGGAGGUGAAGAUUAAGACUGGACUAGUCUGUUAAACUACACUAUACAUCUCUGAAAAACCAAGGGAUUGGUUUGUGUUUAAAGGAUCUGUUUUAGUGGACUCAGAGAGAACAAUGUUGAAACAAACAGAUACUCCUGAGACUGUGCGUCUGUCUGACUCCAUCAAUGAUGAAGAGAUAAAGUAUGUGAAGGAGAGGAAGACUCUGAUUAAGAAGUGGCUGAAAAGUCUGGAUAUCUACUGUGAACUAGAGGAUGUUCCUAACAUAGCGUUGCUGGGGUCAGGUGGAGGAGAGAGGGCAGCAGUGGGCAUGCUGGGAUCUCUGCAUCAGCUGAAAAAGGACGACAUGCUGGGCAGCCUCCUCUAUAUGUGUGGGGUGUCAGGCACCACCUGGUGCAUGUCAUCCCUGUACAGCGAUCCAGAUUGGUCGCUGAAUAAUCGUUGUGUUGAGGUGAUAAAGAAGAUGAAGGGUCCUAUGGUGGAUUUGAAGAAGGUUGUGGACUGGCUGAUAAUGCGGGAAGACAGCGACCAGGACUUCAGCCUCACUGACUUCUGGGGCGUCUUCACUGCCUGCUAUUUCAUGAAUGAGAUGGACACUCGCCGUCUCUCUGAAGAUGCUCACAGGGACAGCACCAACCCCUACCCCAUCUACAACGCCAUAGAACUGGACUGCUACAGACAGCAUUGCACUAAAGGGGUGUGGUUUGAGAUGACCCCCCACGAGAGCGGCUUCUCCGGAUUGGGCGCUUUCGUCCCCACUUCCUGUCUCAGGAGCCGGUUUAAAGGCAGGACUCUGAUAGAGAAGAGGAAGGAAAUGGACAUGGUUCUGCUUACAAGCAAACGUGCACACACACAUCAAUUUAUUGUUGUUUGUUGUUGCUGGGCAGGUAUCUGUGGGAGUGCCUUUGCAGACACAAAAGAGAACAUUGCUGAGGUAGCAAAAAAAAUCUGGGGCUUAUUUGAAGGGCACGAGAGCAUGAUGUUGAAAGAGAACAUGAAUAUGGUUGAGAGAAGCGGGAAGGUAAAGGUGUGUGAGUGUGUGCCCUCCCGAGUGGUGAGGUGUGUGUCUGAGCUGAUCAAGUAUGCUGAGGACCCAGAUCCACUGAAGACAUGGAAAGUCAUCACCCCACUGAGACAACUACUGGAAGGUAUUGUGAGCAGUAAGGGUGAGAUGCUGUGGAACAUGGACUCUGAGAGCUGGAAGAGAACCAGCCUGGUGGAGAGAAAGAAGUUCAUAGAGACAGUCAGUCUGGAGCUCAUCCUCUCCUCAGACAGCUGGGCAAAAGACUGGAAGGACAAACGCUGCCCCUGCAUCGAUUCAAUCUUUUGGAUUGUACUGAUCUUUUUCCUUCUGCUCAUUGAAUGGAAAUGGGGAACCACAUCCAACUUCCUCUUCAAGAUCAAAGAUGCUAGAGUUCCGGAGAGCAUGGCAUCCAAUGAGAAGAUUCACCUGGUAGACGCUGCGUUAAAGAUCAACUCUCCCUACCCCCCCGUCCUGCGUACUUCGAGGAAGGUCGACCUCAUCAUCUCCUUGGACUUCAGCGAAGACCCAUUUGAGACGGUGUUUAGUGCCAAAAAGUAUGCGGAUGAGCUGAAGCUUCCCUUUCCCCCAGUGAAUGAGGAUAUAAGGAAGGAGAAAGACCAUCCUCAGGACUGCUACGUUUUUGAGGGGCGACGCCCUGAAGAGCCCACCAUCAUGCACAUGCCCCUGUUCAACCUGCGGAACUGCCAUGACGAGAAAGGGAUUAAGAAGGAGAGGGAGAAUUACAAAACAUUCCAGCUUCACUACGGUGCGCCGGAGAUCGACCACCUCCUGGAGAAGGCCCAGGACAACAUGAGGAACAACAGAGACAGGAUCCUGGGACAGAUCAUUAUGGCCAUCCAACGCAGAAAGAAGCGCAUGUCAGUGGCUCAAUAGUUUUUAUCAGUGGUGGAAAGUAUCUGUACUUUACUAUUAAUACUUGACAACUUUUACUUCACGACAUUACUAAAGAAGAUAAUAUACUUUUUACUCCAUACAUUUUCUCUGACUGCCGAAAUUGGCUUGUUACAUUUUGAAUGCCUAUCAGAACAGAAAAAGUCUAAUUCAUGCACUUAUCAAGAGGACAUUCUUGUUCCUCCCUACUGCCUCUGAUCUGGCAGCCUGAUUAGAAGCACCUGCUGUGCAUCAGUUGCUCACCUGUGUUCCCUACAAAUGCUGUCUUGAAUCAAAAGGAUUUGUACCUACACACUGGAGAAAGUUGCAGCGUCUGUGUAUGUUAUCCCUAAUGCAGUGAAAAUAAUAAAAAUAAUAUAAAAAAUUAACUAAGCUUUUUGAGACAUCU